Messenger RNA from Prunus avium (sweet cherry), 2816 nucleotides. RefSeq names its product WNK family serine/threonine-protein kinase 4 (gene WNK4). NCBI's taxonomy places the organism in Eukaryota, Viridiplantae, Streptophyta, Magnoliopsida, Rosales, Rosaceae. Gene Ontology annotation, biological process: protein phosphorylation. Gene Ontology annotation, molecular function: ATP binding; protein kinase activity. The record is from RefSeq and is a predicted model, not a curated record.
UCUCACCAUCAUCUUUCUUCCACCUGAAAGCUCAAUUUUGUUUGCCUACAACCACAAGCGCAGCAGGCAAACUUCCUUUUGGGAUUUGGAUUUCCUCCUCCUUUCCCACAAACAAAUGGUACCAACAAAGUGUAGCCACAGAUUCUUCAAGUUUCGUACCCCAUCAAAUUCCUCUCAACUUUGAAUUUCCCAAACUGUCCCUGCCUCCACCCCACCAAUUAUUAUUCCUUCCAAAAUAUUUUCUCUCUUUCAAUUCUCUCACUCUAUUUGCCUCUGAAAUUUCAACAUAUAUUUUAAAGGAAGCCAAACCAAAUGGUUGCUAACAAGUACGAGGGGGUGUCACGCGCUGUGGUUGUGGGAAUGGGUUGGAUUAUGCUGAGGAUUGACUACUCACGGCUCUUCUGGCUCUUGUUUGGUGUCUUCUCCUAUGAAAACCACGAGGGAAAGCCUCGGAUUUGAUUUUCAAGUUUCCAACUUUCACUUAAUUUUCCCACCUUUGAUUAUAUUUCUAGCUACCCUUUAGUUUUCUUCCCAACAAUCUUCUGCUUUGUUCCAUCACUUUCUGCUUUGUUCAUCAUAGUUCUUAAGCAACAACAAGCAAAAACAAAAACAAAAAAAAGGCAAAAAAAAGGUUUGAUCUUGAAGUCUUUUGGGCCUUCAUUAGUUGAAGCUUGAAAGCCUCACUCAAACAUGUCCAAGACUGACAGGGCUGGUUAUGUUGAAACUGAUCCUACUGCUCGCUAUGGCCGGUUUGAAGAAGUUCUUGGCAAAGGAGCAAUGAAAACAGUGUACAAGGCAAUUGAUGAGCUUCUUGGGAUGGAAGUGGCAUGGAAUCAGGUGAAACUCAAUGAAGUCCUUCGCUCACCAGAGGAUUUGCAACGGCUCUACUCAGAGGUUCACCUCCUCAGCACCCUCAAUCACGAUUCCAUAAUUCGGUUCUAUACCUCCUGGAUCGAUGUUGAUCACAAAACUUUUAACUUCAUUACUGAAAUGUUCACUUCGGGGACUCUAAGAGAGUAUAGGAAGAAAUAUAAGCAUGUAGACAUCCGAGCCAUUAAGAACUGGGCCCGUCAGAUCCUUCGCGGUCUUGUAUAUCUGCAUGGCAAUGAUCCUCCAGUAAUUCAUAGAGAUCUUAAGUGUGACAACAUCUUUGUCAAUGGGCAUCUUGGGCAAGUCAAAAUUGGUGAUUUAGGGCUUGCAGCAAUCCUCCGUGGUUCCCAAUCUGCUCACAGUGUUAUAGGCACUCCAGAGUUCAUGGCACCAGAACUGUAUGACGAAAAUUACAAUGAACUAGUUGAUGUCUACUCAUUCGGCAUGUGUGUCUUGGAGAUGCUUACAUCUGAAUACCCAUAUAGUGAGUGUGUCAACCCUGCACAAAUAUACAAGAAAGUUACCUCGGGGAAGCUUCCAGGAGCAUUCUACCGGAUUCAAGACUUGGAAGCACAACGAUUCAUUGGAAAAUGCUUAGUAAAUGCUUCAAAGAGAUUAUCGGCAAAAGAACUUUUGCUUGAUCCAUUUCUUGAGUGUGGUAAAAAUGAACCAUUGCCUUUGGGAAAGCUUGGACGUCCAAAGCCAUUUUUAAAUGACAAGGAAAUGGAGAAACUGCAAUUGAGUGAUGAUCAAACCAGGACUGACAUGACAAUCACGGGGAAGUUAAAUCCUGAAGAUGACACCAUCUUUCUCAAAGUUCAGAUUGCUGAUAAAGAUGGUUCUCUUAGGAACAUAUAUUUUCCUUUUGACAUAUUAAAUGAUACACCAUUUGAUGUUGCUACGGAAAUGGUGAAGGAAUUGGAGAUCACUGAUUGGGAGCCAUUUGAAAUUGCGAAUAUGAUUGAAGGGGAGAUAUCUGCUCUGGUACCAAAUUGGAAAACUGAAGCCUACCACACAAUUAAUUAUCAAGAUGAUGAUGAUGGACCUCAACGUCCUCACUCUCACUCCUCCUGCUCAUCAUCCCACACAUCAUUAUCAGGCUUGAUCAGCUCUCAUGGGAUUAACGGAGUGACAAAUGGCUGUGAUUGGCUCCAAGAUGAUUUCCUUGAUGAGACCAGCUCUCAAAGCUCUUCACACUCAGGAACAUAUUCCAACUUAAAUUUCAUUUGUGGGAAUGAGCAUGGGACUAAUACGAUUCCCACAGGAGGAGACAAACAUCCCAUAUCAAAAUGUCACAAGUCCACAAGGUUUUGUCCUGAAGAAAACCGUAAUACUGGGCAUUCUAUGGCUAAAAAAUACUACGAGAGAUGCAAAGCUUUUCUAGCAUCUGGUUCAAAAGAUAAAAGGAUCGUGGAUAGCCGUAGAUUGAUGAGGAAUAAGUCGCUAGUAGACGUAAGAAGUCACCUACUACACCGGUCUUUGGUCGAAGAGGUGAAUAGGAGGCGCUUGUUUAAGACCGUGGGAGCCGUGGAAAAUAUCGGGUUUCAAGCACCUUGUGAGGUUUCAAAAAAAUUGUAAAAAGCCAUUAGGUACUUUCUGUUGUACAAGAAUGAAAAGAAGUGAGAGACCUCAGAAAAUUUACAUUUCUCAACAAUUGUAAAGUCGGUGAGAGGAAUGGGAGUUUCGGUCCCAAUCUGGAGAUGCAAGAAAUGACAACUUACUGGCCUGAUUGCCUCCUGAAAUGGCAGGGGCAGUUUUGAAGCUCAAAAGCAAGGACUGCUUGUACUAAUGGAGCCGAAUGAGGGGGAUCCAUGUCGACCACUACAAGAAUCUGAUGACUUCUAUACUGUAAAAAUUUCUGUGCAAAUGUUUGUAAUUAUGUCUAAAUAAUAUUACUCUGUCAGAAUAAAUGGCUAGUUUAUCAAUGUGUUGAUGCCCUUCUCUUU